GUGGAACCAUCGAGCUGUAGCGCCUCGGAAAGGGGGAGUGGAAAGAGUGUGACACAGUUACCGAACUGCAACAAUGUAAACAGAAGAAACCACAGCAGCUCAUAGUUUCAAACGCUGAGUCCAAAAGGUGUGAAGGCGACAGUCUCAGAGUUCUUUGACAGUGGUGUGAGCGGGGGUAAACCAAGAUGGCCACCAGCCGCGUUCCACUAGUCUUGUUAGCCUGUGGCUCCUUUAAUCCCAUCACCAACCAGCACAUGCGGCUGUUUGAGCUGGCCAGAGACCACAUGCACAGCACAGGCCAGUACCAGGUGGUGGGUGGCAUCGUGUCUCCAGUGAGUGACGGCUAUGGAAAGCAAGGCCUGGUACUUGCUAAGCACCGAAUUGCUAUGGCAAAGCUGGCGCUCCAGAGCUCCAACUGGGUCACGGUUGAUGAAUGGGAGAGCAAGCAGCCAGACUGGACAGAGACUGUGGUCACCAUGAGGUAUCAUUAUGGGCGUAUUCUGAAGGAGUAUGAGCAGAGCACAGAAAGGAACAGUGACUCCAAUGAAAACACCACUCCGCUCUCAAAUCCCUGUCCCCAGCUGAAGCUCCUGUGUGGAGCUGAUUUCCUCGACACUUUCAAGAUCCCUGGCCUGUGGCGGGACGACCACGUGGAGGAGGUGUCUGGGCGUUUUGGCCUUGUCUGUGUCAGUCGAGGGGGGCUUCAGCCUGAGAGAGCAGUGCACGAGUCAGACACGCUCUCGCGCCACCGUCAAAACAUUUUCCUGGUGCGGGAAUGGGUGAGGAACGAGACAAGCGCCACAGAUAUCCGCCGGGCUCUGAGACGGGGGCUCAGCGUAAAAUACCUGAUCCCAGACACUGUGAUAGAAUAUAUUCAUCAGCACAACCUCUACACGGAAGACAGUGAGAGGAAAAAUAAAGGCACGGUGUUGAGGCCGCUCGCCAAAGAGGCACAACAGCUAGUGAAGAGUCUGGAUGACUAUGUAAAUGUUGCCAUCAGGAAAAUUGCAACCUUGUUGAAGCCUGACAAGGACAUCACCCAUGAUGGGGACCACAUCAUCAUCAAAACCCUCAGCACCUUCAAAAACUACAACAUGGACUUCUAUGUGGGCAAAGAGUUCGAGGAGGAUCUGUCUGGAGUGGAUGACAGGAAAUGCAUGACCACCAUCAACUGGGAGGGAGACAAGCUGGUGUGUGCGCAGAAGGGAGAGGUUGAAGGAAGAGGCUGGACCCACUGGGUGGAAGGAGAUGAGCUUCAUUUGGUUGUCACUGCCAAUCACUUUGAAGCUAUAAACCCACUUAUCAAUAGUUUUCUGCCCUCAUGCCCCCUGACUCAAAUAAAAGCAGGAGGACUCCCUGCACCUUCCCCCUCCUUACACUGUCUAAAGUCUACAACAACGCCAGCUGCCACCAUGCCUGUAGACUUCAAUGGGAAAUGGAUACUGGAAACCAGUGAGAAAUUUGAGGAUUAUUUGAAAGUGCUGAAUAUUGACUUUGCAACAAGGAAAAUUGCCAUCUCCCUGUCUCAGACCAAAGUGGUAGCUCAAGAUGGAGACAAGUUUGACUUCAAAACACUCAGCACCUUAAGGAACUAUGAGCUGGCCUUCACUGUAGGGGUUGAAUUUGAUGAGCACACCAAGGGACUAGACAACAGAAAUGUCAAGAGUCUGGUGACCUGGGAGGGAGACAAGCUUGUGUGCACUCAGAAAGGAGAGAAAGCCAACCGUGGCUGGAAACACUGGAUCGAAGGAGACAAACUCUACCUGGAGCUGACGUGUGAAGAUGUAGUUUGUGUUCAGGUGUUCAAGAGAAAAGAAUAAAAGGCAAAAUAUCUGUUUUUGUUUUCAUUUACUCAGUUAACAAGGUCUUUGUUUGCUCAAUAACAUGUUUUUAUCAAACUGAUGAACAAAAUAAAAAACGGUGCUUUUCAGACAA
This is a messenger RNA of Dicentrarchus labrax (European seabass), 1935 nucleotides long. RefSeq lists its product as uncharacterized. The transcript has 12 exons. Gene Ontology annotation, molecular function: nicotinate-nucleotide adenylyltransferase activity; nicotinamide-nucleotide adenylyltransferase activity; lipid binding. Gene Ontology annotation, biological process: NAD+ biosynthetic process. The coding region runs from base 186 to 1820 and encodes 544 amino acids. NCBI's taxonomy places the organism in Eukaryota, Metazoa, Chordata, Actinopteri, Moronidae. Gene Ontology annotation, cellular component: mitochondrion. The record is from RefSeq and is a predicted model, not a curated record.